CUGGAACAGACGAGAUGAAGGAUUUGCCCGGGCUUGUUCUUCUGUUGCUGCAGGCUAAACUACAGCUUUCAUGAGAUGAACGUAUCAUCUGUCAAUGGGACUGUGGUUGGUCGGUCUCCAGACUCCUUAACUAAAGCUGUGACCAAGAAUGUGAUUGUCGUGGUUAUCGGGAUCUCCAUCAACUACAUCAAUGCAAGCCUCAUUCACACCUUCCGCAAACACCAGAUCUUCUACAUGAAUCCUCGGUACAUCCUUUUCAUUCACCUGGUGGUCAACGACACGAUCCAAAUGAUGCUGUCUGUCAUGCUGUUUGUCAUCAGCUACACCAUCUAUAAAAUAAAUGUCUCCAUCUGUUGCGUCUUCAUCCUGAUUGCGCUUUUCACCACUGAAAACAGCCCUCUGAACCUGGCUUGCAUGGCGGUGGAGUGCUACAUCGCCAUCUGCGUUCCCCUUCGCCACGUGCAGAUCUGCACCAUCAAGAGAACGUUAAUGCUGAUUGGUUUAAUCUGGGUGACAACCGUGCUGUCUGUUCUUCCUGAUCUGUUCAUCACUUUGGCCACACAGCCACUGGGCUUCUUUCACUCCCAGGUGUUCUGCCUCAGACAAACUGUCUUCCCAAAUCCCAUCAUCAUCAAGAAGAGAGAUAUCACAUAUUCAGUGUUUCUAGUUAUAGUUUGGAUCACUAUCUUUUACACUUACUUCAAGAUCCUGUUCACUGCAAAAACAGCUAGCAAAGAUGCUAAAAAAGCCAGAAACACUAUCCUCCUCCACGGGUUUCAGCUGCUGCUGUACAUCAAUGGACACAGCACUACUGCACAAAAUAAAGAUGUGGAUAGCAAUUCAAAGAUCUUCUACAUGAAUCCUCGCUACAUCCUCUUCAUUCACCUGGUGUUCAACGACAUGGUCCAGGUGACACUGACCGUCAUCAUGUUUGUCAUCAGCUACAUCUUCUAUAAAAUAAAUGUCUCCAUCUGUUGCGUCUUCAUCCUGAUUGCGCUUUUCACCACUGAAAACAGCCCUCUGAACCUGGCUUGCAUGGCGGUGGAGUGCUACAUCGCCAUCUGCGUUCCCCUUCGCCACGUGCAGAUCUGCACCAUCAAGAGAACGUUAAUGCUGAUUGGUUUAAUCUGGGUGACAACCGUGCUGUCUGUUCUUCCUGAUCUGUUCAUCACUUUGGCCACACAGCCACUGGGCUUCUUUCACUCCCAGGUGUUCUGCCUCAGACAAACUGUCUUCCCAAAUCCCAUCAUCAUCAAGAAGAGAGAUAUCACAUAUUCAGUGUUUCUAGUUAUAGUUUGGAUCACUAUCUUUUACACUUACUUCAAGAUCCUGUUCACUGCAAAAACAGCUAGCAAAGAUGCUAAAAAAGCCAGAAACACUAUCCUCCUCCACGGGUUUCAGCUGCUGCUGUGUAUGACAACAUAUGUAGGCCCCCAGUUAUUAGAUGUUCUGCAACAAUGGUUCCCUAAGGAUUAUACAGACUCCCUCUUUGCUUACUAUGUUAUUGUACAAGUCCUGCCACGAUCUAUUAGUCCGAUGAUCUAUGGCAUACGAGACAAUACUUUCAGAAAGUACCUGAAAAGUUACCUGUUGUGCAGAUUUAGAAUGCAGUAA
Messenger RNA from Micropterus dolomieu (smallmouth bass), 1614 nucleotides. Its product is annotated as odorant receptor 131-2-like. The transcript is spliced from 5 exons. Gene Ontology annotation, molecular function: G protein-coupled receptor activity. Lineage: Eukaryota; Metazoa; Chordata; Actinopteri; Centrarchiformes; Centrarchidae. Gene Ontology annotation, cellular component: membrane. The coding region runs from base 76 to 1614 and encodes 512 amino acids. The record is from RefSeq and is a predicted model, not a curated record. Gene Ontology annotation, biological process: G protein-coupled receptor signaling pathway.